Molecule: messenger RNA, 3585 nt
Organism: Anopheles marshallii
Lineage: Eukaryota; Metazoa; Arthropoda; Insecta; Diptera; Culicidae
Gene: mus301
Product: helicase POLQ-like
Exons: 4
Coding region: 1-3585 (1194 amino acids)
Molecular function (GO): nucleic acid binding; ATP binding
Source: RefSeq, a predicted model, not a curated record
AUGUCGAAAGGUGCACCCAACCGCAGCUUCCGUGUACCGGCCGGUCCGCCGACGAAAGCACGCAAUGGUUUGCAACCCUUGGACCUACGAUGCGGUCCUGCUACAAAUACACCACCCAAUGUACGACCACCUGUUGCCGUUCGAACAACGAAACGAAGGAAUGUGACGACGAAUGUGCAGCUGAUGGAGAUGGACAAUACGUUCCUAAAUGCGGUCGAUUUGGAUAGUAUCGAACAGCAGAUCAAGCCUCCUUCUCCGCGAGCAAUAUCACCGUCGAUCCUUUCGUCCCGUGCUGCUCUAAGCCAAACGAAGCAGACAAACCAUACGAAACGAUCCCAUUCGUUGGAAGGUACUGUGUCAAAUAGGAGCAAAGUGGCGGCAAGUACACCGAAGCGCCGAAAAUCGACCGCAGGUGGACGACCCAUCCUUGUUCUUCACAUGAGCAUGGAUGGAGAGGAAUUGGAACAAGAUGAAAACCGGCUGAACAACAGUCGUUCCACCACCAAGGACAGUGGUUGCUCGGAACGAAAAACCAACACCAACGGUUUUGAAGAUGAGGAAGACGAAGAGUUGCUGAAUGUGAUGAUUCCGUGCGGCCAGGAGCAAACAACGACCGAUCACUUCAUCCGAGACAAACUGCGACGCCUGAGUGACGCACAAACCGCGUCGCAGAUCUGUGGUGAAGAUAACGCAUUCGAGGUGUUUACAAACCGUGCCAUCUUUUCGCAGUACCUGCGACUCGAUCAGUCCGUGGUGGACGAAGGCCUCGAAAAGAUUGAUCCAAUAUUCAGCUCGCAGGCUAUGCGCGAUUCGGCUCACAACACGUCACCGCUCAGUGCGUCCUUGUGCCUCCAACAAGACACUCAGGCGCAACGACUGCAGGCGAGUGAAGUGCACCGUAUUUUUGCGAACUGUGAACGUACGCUGUUCGAUCUGUCCAACAUCGCACCGGAUGGUGGCUCGCAGGGGAAGGUUUCGACGAGCCUAGCAGCAAUUAAUUGGGAUGAGGAGAUCGACCAAGCAGGCGGACCAUGUGCCGCAGCACCAACACCAGCUGGUCCGCCACGGGUUUCCUCACUCUUCCUCGAGAAGGGUCCAUUCUUUGGGUUGCCUAAUGCGGUGCGGCGUAUAUUGCGUGACUUCCGCGGGAUUGAUGAUCUGUACGAUUGGCAGCGCGAAUGUCUAGCGUUGCCCGCCAUACAGGAAAGGCGGAAUCUUAUCUACGCGCUACCUACCAGUGGCGGAAAAACGCUGGUAGCGGAAAUUGUGAUGCUGCGUGAGAUCAUCUGUCGGUUACGGAAUGUGCUGUUCAUCGUACCGUACGUAUCACUGGCACAAGAAAAAAUGAUCGCACUCAGCCCGUUUGCUCUGGAGCUCCAGUUCCUGCUGGAGGAGUACAGUGGGGGCAAAGGGCAGUGUCCACCGCGCAAGCGGCGUAAGAAGAACACCAUCUUUGUGUGCACGAUCGAGAAGGCGCUAAUGCUGAUGGAUUCGCUGGUGGAAGCCGGCCGAGCGAAUGAAAUUGGUUUGAUCGUGAUCGACGAGUUGCACAUGAUCGGUGAGCAGAGGCGUGGCGCUUGUCUGGAGAUGCUAAUCACCAAGGUGCAGGUGUUGCGGGCGGGCAUACAAAUCGUGGGCAUGAGCGCUACGAUCGGCAACCUAACCGAAGUGGCCCGGUUUAUGCUGGCGGAUGUGUACAGCCGUGAUUUCCGUCCCGUGGAGCUGAAAGAGUUCGUCAAGUGCGGUGAAGAUCUUUACGAGGUGCGCAGUCAGGGACAGACAGGCCGUACGGAGGAUGUUUUUGGUGAGAAGCGGCCACUGGAGUUUGUGGAAUGUGCCGAAGAAUUGCGACGGCUCGAUACGGACCAUGUGGUACGAUUAAUACUGGAGGUCAUUCCCGACAGCUCCUGUUUGGUAUUUUGUCCAACGAAAAGCAAGUGCGAAAGCUUGUGUGCGAUGUUGGCGAGUCAUCUACCAGCCCGGCUGGCGGAGCAUAGGGCGGACGAGAAGGAACAGAUCAUUCGGGCGCUUAAGGAGGAUGGUUCGAUUGCGCCGGUUCUACCGCAAGCGUUCCGUGUCGGUGUAGCGUACCAUCAUGCCGGCUUAACGCAAGACGAACGUCGUACGAUCGAGGAUGCGUAUCGUGCCGGUAUUCUGUCACUGAUCGUGUGUACCUCAACGCUAGCGGCAGGAGUCAAUCUUCCGGCGCGACGCGUCAUCAUACGCUCGCCGUACAUUGGCAACAGCUUCCUCACGCUCAGUCGCUACAAGCAGAUGGUGGGCCGUGCGGGUCGGGCCGGUUUCGGCGAAACGGGUGACGCGAUUCUAAUCUGUGCCCAGCGCGAUAUACCGCAGGUUUGCGAGAUGCUAUGCGCACCGAUGGAUACGGCCGAAUCGGCCCUGAUUGCCGACGAUCGUGCGCAGUUCAAGUCGCUCAUACUGAGUGCCAUCGGGUUGGAUCUGUGCGAAACACGGGAAGCACUGCAGGCGCUCGUACGCUGUACAUUGCUAGCCCAGCAGGCAACACGCCGAGCGAUCGAUCUGGAAGCCGUCACCGAUGAAACGAUCGUGCAGCUAUACCAAGGGAAUGCCAUCAAGGCGCGGCACGAUAGUUGCUUGCGCAAUCCACCGAACAUGCUGGUGGAAAUUGGUACCGGUGUACCGGAGUCGGACAGAAGCCCGUUAAAGACAGGCAACAGUGUGCAGCAGCACGAUAGCGCGGCUGGGCCAACAUUUGUGCGGGUGCACAAGGCGGCAGCACAUCCGGGCAAGGUGAUUAAGACGAUCGAACGUACGAGCCCGCUGGAAGUUAAUCGGCUGGGGAAGGCGGCCAUCCGGGCGGGAUUCAACAUGGAGCGAGCCGUUCGGUUCUACGACGAAAUGAAGGGGCUGGGGGAGAAUUUGUGCGUGCUGGAUGAAUACGAUCUGCUGCAUUUGAUUCUGCUUGAGGAUGGCCGUGAAGUGCAGCUGAAACCGGACGAUCUCAUCAUAUUGGUAAACCAGCUCUCGAACGACCAUCUUAAAAUCGCUGAACGGUAUGGCAUUAACAAUGGAAUGAUUGCGAAGAUUCUUACGCGCCGUUCCAUGUCCGGGGACACACAGCCCAAAAUGAUGCGCUUCAUCCGUUUGCUGAUCGUGCACGAGCUGUGGAAACAAACCGCGCUGCAGGAGGUGGCCCAACGGUACCACGUCAAUGCUGGCUCGCUACAAACACUCAUGACCAGUACGGCCGGGACCGCGUACAGUCUGUUGCGGAUGUGUGAGGAGAUUCCGGAGCUGUGGGCGUUCAAGCAUCUGCUGACGGGUAUGACGGAACGGCUGACGCACUACUGCAAGCUCGAGUUGCUUCCCUUGCUAGCAUUGCCUUCGGUGAAGCUGGGCCGCGCUAGACAGCUGUACCGGGCGGGAUAUACAACGCUCGCCUCCAUUGCACGUGCCAAAUCGAAGGAACUAGUCGAAACGAUCGAACACCUUAACUACCGUGCGGCAAAUCAGUUGAUACUCAGCGCGAAGGCUAAGCUAAUGGAAGAGGUAGAUGCGCUACGCGAACAGGCAGAAGAAUAUCUGUCGCAGUUAAACCGUUAA